Messenger RNA from Hirundo rustica (Barn swallow), 1341 nucleotides. RefSeq names its product sorting nexin 24 (gene SNX24). Bases 66 to 578 code for a protein of 170 amino acids. The transcript is spliced from 7 exons. The record is from RefSeq and is a predicted model, not a curated record. Lineage: Eukaryota; Metazoa; Chordata; Aves; Passeriformes; Hirundinidae. Gene Ontology annotation, molecular function: phosphatidylinositol phosphate binding.
GCGGAGGAUCACGUGACCGGCGCGCCGAUGGCGGCGGUGCUGCCGCCGCGCUGAGGGGACUCGGUAUGGAGGUGUUCAUCCCAUCCUUCCGAUAUGAGGAGAGCGAGCUGGAGCGGGGAUACACGGUCUUUAAAAUAGAAGUGCUGAUGAGUGGAAGGAAACAUUUUGUGGAGAAGAGGUAUAGUGAAUUCCAUGCACUUCAUAAAAAGCUCAAGAAGUUCAUAAGAACACCAGAGAUCCCUUCAAAGCAUGUGAGAAACUGGGUCCCCAAGGUCCUGGAGCAGCGACGACAGGGCUUGGAGUUGUACUUGCAGACAGUAAUUCUGGAAAAUGAAGAGCUCCCUAAGAUAUUUCUUGAUUUUCUGAAUGUUCGUCAUGUACCUACCUUGCCAAAAGCAGAAAGCUGUGGCUCUUUUGAUGAAACAGAAUCUGAAGAAUCAAGCAAACUGUCCCACCAGCCUGUGCUGCUGUUCCUAAGGGAUCCAUAUGUCUUGCCUAAAGCCAACGAUGACUUUCCAAAUGUAGUUAUAGACGGAAUUCUCCAUGGAAUAUUUUAUCCUCAUUUACUGCCCAGGUAGAAGUAAUACAAGACAAGAAGCUGAAACAAGUCUCUGAGUCGUGGUUAAUAGAAUUAACAGGAAUAAAAUUCUGUGAUGUGAAAAUUAUGCUCAGAAGCAAGAGGCACAACCUCAGUUUAAGUUCAAGCAUUAUGUCUUUUUAAAUAAAAUCACUGUCAUUACAGUUGCUGCUUUAAAAAAAAAAAGAUAAGGAAACAACAGUAUUGAAGUUAUUUAUGCCUACUAUAUAUUGACAUGCUCUAUUUAACACUAAAUGUUCUAAGUCAUACACUGAAUUAUGCUAACCUUUGAAAAGUUUUACUAAUUAUUUCUGUAAUUUCUAUUAAAGCAAACACUAAACCAUUUUGCACCAGGAUUUUUCCCAGCACAUGACCCACUGCUGGCACUGGAUGGAUUAAAAGGGCUGAAGAGUGUGUGCGCAGAAUUGGAAACAUGCUUUCACAUUCUGAAACACAUAGCACUCUCUAAGGAAAUCUUCUAGAUUCCUGUUGAAAUUAUUUUACUUACCAGGAGCUUUUACGUGGCUUUUACACAUUUCCAUUCAGUUAUGACAUCUACCCUGUGUGUUUGGUUACUCUCCACUUGCUGACUGUAUUUCAUAUAUUAACAUCUUAUAAAUCACAGAAAAUACAACUCUGUGGUAAACUAAAGGAAGAAUACUAUGAUCAAACUAAAACUGAUACAUAUAUAUGUAUGUUCAGAUUUACCUGGAAAUUUGUAUGUGUGCUACUGGACAUUACAAAAUAAAUUACUAAGACAUGAA